This is a messenger RNA of Symbiodinium sp. CCMP2592, 1956 nucleotides long. NCBI's taxonomy places the organism in Eukaryota, Dinophyceae, Suessiales, Symbiodiniaceae. The record is from the annotation of a GenBank genome assembly.
AUGCUUUCCGCAGUGCUCAGCGCUUGUAAAUCUGUGCCAAACACCGGAGAGGUCUUCAUCUCUCCAGUCUCCACAACUCGAUGGGACCAAUACCAAGAUCAGUUCCAACCGACAUACACACUCACCGAAGAGCAAGCACUCAAGCUGGCAGUGCCUACAACGAUUCAGCUUGAGCAGUCGAUUCUGGACUCAGUCGCUGCAGCCGCGAAGAUCAAACUCAUCGGAGGCGAGUUCCCAGAAGCUGACCAGAUUUCCGAUGUCACUCCCUCAGAUACUUCAGAUCCACAGCAACCCGCAUCCACACCCAGCGCAAAGGAGGUGCUCGAUACGGACAAACUCGAUGUCGACCCACGUCUGCAGUACUUACUCGCAACAGCGCUGUGGCAAGAGAUUCAGAUUCUGAACCGUUAUGUGAGCGACGCCGCGUUUAAGCACAAGAUUCAGAGUCGAGAGUUUGUCCCCUAUGUCGUCAGGAUGCAGGUCUCGAAUCUCCCGAGCAGCGUCAAAUCGUCAUAUGUCGCGGAUAUCGAUCUCAACUUCAGUAGCGAUCAGGAUGAACAACCAAUCGUGGUCCCCCUCUUGAUCAACGACCAUAUCGAGGCGGCCCUUGCUUCUCGACGAAAUGAGGAAGUCCGCCGAGUCGCACUCUCACUCGCGGCGAUGUUCAAAGGAAUCGGCGCGGAUCUGAGUCUUGAAACGCUCAACGCGGAACUCAAUCGAUCGCUUUCACGCGAGAUGAACUCCUUGCUGACGGUAACGAACACAAGCCAAUCUUCACUAAGAAUCCGGCUUGGCCCACGCAGAUAUGCGGAAAACGAUUACCGCGCCUCAAGCGAACCGCGCUUUGUCACCGUGUUGCUGCUGAUCCCAUCAACCGAGCUAACUGAAAAAGAUCGAGCAGGUUUAAACUACGACCGGGGAAUGGUUGCUGAUCCCAUCUCGGCAACUGCACAGUACACCUACAAGUUGCACGAUCCGAUUUCGGGCCUGAAAACUAUUGACCCAAACGAAGCGAAGGCGCAGAAAUUUGUUGUCGAGGGGAGACGCCCGCGAUACCCGUGGUUGCGUGAGGUACAGACAGCUCUCGCAUACGAUGACGGCAACACCACAGUUGUCACCCUCAACGAUGCGGUCAAUAUCAUCCCAGACAAUGUAGUCGCAACAUGGUUCUUUAAAGAUGGAACUUCAGAAACUGUGCAUGCGAUCUCGUCUGGAGAAACCAAAUACAAUGGAAACGACAAGCAACUGGUCUUCAAGUUCCCAUCACUCAAACGGAUGGGCAUCACUCCACACAAUACAGACAAGAUCCCGGAUCGAUACCGGAGGUAUCAGCUCUCAAGACUUGUUAGUGAUGUCACAAUCGAAAAAGAAGACUCAGUCGAGAAGAAUGUCUACCUCUUCUAUCCAUGGAUAUACAAAUCGAAAGACGCCCCGACACUCAAGCCAGCAGCGAAGCUUGUGGUGAAUCGCACCAAGGUAGUGCCAGACAAAGGCACCGAUACCAUCAAGGUGCACAUCAUUCUGCCAACAGAUAAAGACAAGAACCCGAUCAAAGGGUUCAAACUCAUGGUCGAGGGUGCAGACGCAACAAUACUUAGCGUUGUGCCCAAAGGUGGAGCAGCACCUCCUGCAAAGGAUACAGAUCGGAUCCAAGAAGCAAGUACCAGUAAUUCCAAAGCGAGCAUCAUCAUGGCCGGCGGUCGAGAAUAUUCCAGCUACCAACGCAAGGUCAUCAAUCGCUACUACGACAACCAGGACACCAUCCUCGCGACCCGAUUGGGGGAGAUCGUGACGGACAUCGCGCUCGCGCAGGACGAUCAGAAAAAGCUCGAUCGGCUCUGGAAACGAGCCGAGCAGGCGCUCUCCAAGACCAAUCUCAAACCAGAAUCCUGGAAAAAUAUUGUCCAGAACCGCGAUCCCAAGCAGCUAGCGCAGCUUCUUGCCAAGCUCGCGUGA